AUGGCCGCGGCACGUUUUUGCAUUGGUGGCACCAGUCCCAAGGCGAAGGCUUCGGCUACCAGUGCUUCGACAGGAGCAACAGAGCUUUCGAUUGCAGAGAUCAUGACUGGCAACAUGCCCUUACGUCCCGUCAGCUGCCGUGGCCGCAUUCAUGCGAUCUACGGAGUCCAGCAGCGGUGGCCUGUGACUAAGCUCGUUCUUUCAGAUUGUCCUCGCGAUGGUUCUGACAGUGUUCAAGCCAUCCUGGUGAAGCUGAACGCCAAUCCCAAGGUUGAGCUGGCCCUUGACAUGAUGAUCAUAGUGGUCAAUGCAGAAUGCAGGCCCUUGUGGCGCGGCACUGCCAGUGGCCAAAUCCCCGAGGAUAACUUGGGCCUUGACCUUGGCGAUCGAGAGCUGUCAUGCAACCUGCCUACAGGAGGCAAACGCAAACAUGGCAUUGAGAGCACCAUCCGUGUGUUGGAAGAUGACCAGCGAUUUCCGACGGCCACUUUUGAUCUCUUGAACUCCACCCCAGUGCUUCCUGAAGAUCUGGAUGGGCAGCAUAUGGCGAACGUACAGGUGAAAGUGUUGGAGAUUGGGGAGCUUGCAGGUGGUGAGCGUCCGAAGAAGAUCAUCCGAGUCUGCAAUGCCUCUGCUGCAGAGGAGGAGAGCCCGAGUGGCUUGGUGUUGGCUUCAGGCACCUACGACGUUGCCCUCUAUGACAGCUAUGCCACCUUGCCAAGCAUCACCAGUGAUGCGACGCUAGCCAUCCUUGGUCUCCAGGUGCAGAAGCAGGGGUACGCCGUGUACGCGGCUUCGUCCAUGAUUGUUCGAUGCUAG
Molecule: messenger RNA, 819 nt
Organism: Cladocopium goreaui
Lineage: Eukaryota; Dinophyceae; Suessiales; Symbiodiniaceae
Source: the annotation of a GenBank genome assembly